AUGGUGGUCUCGGAAUCCUACUACACCAAUACACAACUGUUACAAAAGACCCUAGGCAGGGCAGAUCUGUGGGCAAAACGGCACACAGCCAAAUUCGCCCCGGAUAAGUUCGAACUCAUCCACUUUAAGAACCCUCGGGAACAAGAUACCAAUCAAAAUGCUCAAAAUACGGCCACCAGCAUCCUAUCGGACGUUGACCCCUACGACCUUGAUGUAUAUUAUCCGCAGGGCAACGACCAGAUACUAAUUAUAUUCUCUGGGGGCCAGAUCAAGCCAUCAGAAUACGCCAAAUACCUAGGAAUCUGGCUCGAUAAAACUCUGUCUUUUCAGAAGCACCGGGACUAUACUAUCGCCAAGGCCAACGGUAGUCUAGAAGCCCUCCGGAGGAUUAUAGGAUCUACGUAG
This is a messenger RNA of Penicillium waksmanii, 405 nucleotides long. RefSeq lists its product as uncharacterized. The coding region runs from base 1 to 405 and encodes 134 amino acids. Lineage: Eukaryota; Fungi; Ascomycota; Eurotiomycetes; Eurotiales; Aspergillaceae. The transcript has a single exon. The record is from RefSeq and is a predicted model, not a curated record.